This is a messenger RNA of Trichoderma citrinoviride, 459 nucleotides long. RefSeq lists its product as hypothetical. The record is from RefSeq and is a predicted model, not a curated record. Lineage: Eukaryota; Fungi; Ascomycota; Sordariomycetes; Hypocreales; Hypocreaceae. The coding region runs from base 1 to 459 and encodes 152 amino acids. The transcript is spliced from 2 exons. Gene Ontology annotation, cellular component: mitochondrion.
AUGGCCGCAGAAUCCCCCGACGUUCCCAAACCGCGGCUCGGCGUCCCGUCGCGGAACCCGCUGCCCUUGUCGGCUUCGCAGGAGUCGCAGGUCCGAGAUAUAUACUAUGCCCGGGUGCGCAAGGCAUGCGCCGAGGAAAUCAAAGCCUUCGCCAACUGCGCUCUCGGCCGAACGUUCAGCGUCACAUUCGCCUGCCGAGCCGAACACACCGCCAUGAACGCCUGCAUGAAGGCCAAGGCAACGCAAGAAGAACAAGACGCCGCGCGAGAGGAGUGGUUCGCGCUACGACUGGAGCGACAGCGGCAGCGCGAGAGGAAAGCCAAGAUGGCCGCGGCGCAAGAAGAGUUUAUGCGCGAGUGGUGGGGGCUGCCGGAGGAAGUCAGGUUGUCGAGGCACAAAGAGAUGGAGAAGAGGGGAGAAAAGCUGCCUCCUCUAAGACCCGAAGGCAGCGCCAAGUGA